Rhodofomes roseus is the source of this 390-nucleotide messenger RNA. RefSeq lists its product as uncharacterized. Gene Ontology annotation, biological process: protein refolding; protein import into mitochondrial intermembrane space; mitochondrial unfolded protein response. Lineage: Eukaryota; Fungi; Basidiomycota; Agaricomycetes; Polyporales; Fomitopsidaceae. Gene Ontology annotation, molecular function: ATP-dependent protein folding chaperone; protein-folding chaperone binding. Gene Ontology annotation, cellular component: mitochondrial inner membrane; mitochondrial matrix. Bases 80 to 364 code for a protein of 94 amino acids. The transcript has a single exon. The record is from RefSeq and is a predicted model, not a curated record.
CCACCACCACCGAGAUCGCCCAGGUCGCUACCAUCUCCGCAACGGCAAUGCCCACGUCGGGAACCUCAUUGCUCAGGCCAUGGAGAAGGUCAGCAAGGAGGGUGUCAUCACCGUCAAGGAGGGCCGCACAAUUGACGACAAGAUCGAGAUCACCGAUAGCAUGCACUUCGACCGCGGCUUCAUCACUCCCUACGUCGUCACCGACGUCAAGACCCAGGAGCGUGAGUUUGAGAAGCCCCUCGUCCUCCUCAGUGAAUCAAAGACCAGCCGUCUCCAAGACAGCCUCCUGUGGACGCGGUGUUCGCGAGGGUCACGGUUGGAAGAUACGCACCAUGUAUAUACCUACUGUAGAUACUAUAUAUAAUCGUCAAUGUCAUUAUCUUAACAUGA